AUGCAUUCCUCGCACCGCCAGUUUGGCUGGUACAACCUUCUGGUUGUCCUCGGCAUCUCGUUGUCGUCGCUGUCAUUCGGCUACAGUGCUGCCGUGAUUGGCACCAUCACCGGUCAGCCCACGUUUCUGGAAUACUUCAAGCUCACCGGCACCUCGAACGGCGAUGAGCUCCUGGGAGCCUGUGUCUGCAUGUACUACGUGGGUGGGUUUUUCGGGUCUAUCUACGGCGCCUGGGCGUCGGAUUACUGGGGCAGGAAGAACUCCCAGAUCCAAGCCGCCAUCAUUGUCGCCGUCUCUGGUGCGUUGCAAGCAGGCUCGGUGCACGUCGCCAUGUUCAUUGUAGGAAGGUUUCUUUGUGGAAUUGCUGGCUAUAUGGUUUUGACCGGUACACCCGCGUGGAUGGCUGAGCUGGUGCCACCCCGUCAACGUGGGCAACUCAUGGAUACACACACCGUGGUUCUCAUCGCGGGAUACUUCGCCACGGCGUGGGUUGGCUACGGGUUUUACUUUUAUUCGGGCUCCGUGCCCGCUUUCAGACCCAUCCUCGCCAUCCAAUGUGCCCCCCCGGUGUUCUUCCUCGCCGUGGUCUCCUUCCUUCCCGAAUCUCCUCGCUGGUUGAUACUCCGCAACCAGGGCGAUGCGGCUCAUCGGAUUCUGCGGCAGCUCCACUCGACCGAGGCGGCGCCCGGUUCCCUGAGCCUGGCCGAAAUCGAAUACCAGCAGAUUACGCGCCAGAUCGAGCUAGAACGGGGCCUCGACACAUCGUUUCUGGGCAUGUGGAGGAGCGGCUGGCCGAAUCGGAAGAGGAUAAUCUUUGCCGUGGUGUGGCCUUUCAUGACCGUCGGCUCAGGCAUCCUUGUGAUCGCCAAUUAUGGUCCGCUGCUAUACUCCUCUCUGGGUUACGGAUCGGCCAAACAGCUUCUCUUCAAUGGCAUUUGGAUGAGCGUCACCUGGUUCGCGAACAUCUGCGCGCCAUUCCUGAUUGAUCGCUUUCCCAGGCCCGGGUACGCCGCCACCGGACUCGCUGGGUGUUUUGCCACCCUCGUGGCUGAGGCUGCAAUCAUCAAGAACAUCGCAGCGACCGGAUCCGAUAAUCGAGCAGGGCUGGAGGCCGGAGUUGCUAUGUUCUUCAUCUACGCCUGGUUCUAUGGCUCAUGCCUGGACGGGAUGCUCUUCGUCUGGAUCGGCGAAGCGUUCCCGACCCCGUUGCGGUCCAAUGGAUAUCUGAUUGCCAUGGUCACCCACGCACUGGCAAAUACUGCAUGGCUUGGGGCCGCACCAACCGCGUUCGCGACGGUCGGCUGGCAAUACUAUCUGCCCUUCAUCAUCAUCAGCGGCCUUGCGAUGAUCAUCGUGUUCUUCUUCUUUCCGAAUACCAGGCACCUUGCACUGGAGGAGAUAGGAGCAAUAUUUGGAGAUGCCGACCACGUUGCAGUGUACCAGCAGGAUAUCUUAGACGAGGGUACUCAUGAGCUUCAUAUCGUAAGCAAGGACAAGGGAGAUGAGUGAGCUCCUACCAGGAGGAAACCCCCGGGAGGGCUCGUACAUGGCAAUACCCUCCACGAGGUGGUGGUUGAGCCCCAGGAUGUAAAUAAUAGGUCCGAUAUCUCGCGGCACAUCUGUCG
Messenger RNA from Cladophialophora immunda, 1625 nucleotides. RefSeq lists its product as uncharacterized. The transcript is spliced from 6 exons. Gene Ontology annotation, cellular component: membrane. NCBI's taxonomy places the organism in Eukaryota, Fungi, Ascomycota, Eurotiomycetes, Chaetothyriales, Herpotrichiellaceae. The coding region runs from base 1 to 1509 and encodes 502 amino acids. Gene Ontology annotation, molecular function: carbohydrate:proton symporter activity. The record is from RefSeq and is a predicted model, not a curated record. Gene Ontology annotation, biological process: carbohydrate transport; transmembrane transport.